UGACGUGAGCGGGCGCGACGUUGCUCGGCGCCAGGGUUUUCCUUUGGCGCCAUGCCGUCGGAGCAGUUUCGGAUGGAGACCGUCGAGGCCCUGCGGAACACCCGCAAAGGGCGGCUGCGCUACUGCCGUGACUGGAGCCCGCUCGAGGAGGGCAUCUUGGAAGAGGAUAACUCCCCUCCGGUGCUGUCACCCUACACAGGCUGGGUGCUUGAAAAAAUCAUCUCGCGUUCUCCAAAGUCCGAUCCUCGUCUCUUGGCAAAAUCCACUCCUGAAGGAGUAUCUCUUUUCCAUGGUUUAUCUUUAAAGACCGAUGCCUCUCCUUCCAAUCAGCACAGCCCCCUACCCUUGUCAACAGAAGCCCCUGCUGAGGCCCAGAAAUGGAAUACCACGGGGAGCAACCAGGAACCCGUCCUUCUGUCCACCCCGUCCAAAAGUACAGGAGUCGAAGGCCUCAUACAUCUGCACAAGGAGAUCCAGAAGCUGAAAGGGAAGGAACAGCUGAAGCAACGCUUGGAACAGCAGGAGCAGGCGGUGAAGGCUGCCUCCGAGGCCGCCAGCGAGUCACUGAAGCGCUUCGAUGAGCUGAAGGAGGUGAAGCAGCACCAGGACUACCAGCACCUGCAGCAAGAGAUAGAGAACAGCUCCAAAGAAGCUCAAGGCCAGCAGGAGAAACUGAAGGAGGAGCACCGGCGUAGAGCCAAACAGGCUUUCCCCACUGAGGCAGAUGUGGUUUCAGCUGAUCUCGUCCUGCUCAAAAUGCACCAGCUGCUUUCUGACAUGCAGCGUGAAAUUGCUCUCGCCCUGGAAGAGAAGAAGAAGCAGGAGGAGAAGUUGGCGUUGGCUGCGGCGGCAGCAGCCGAGGCCCAAAAAAACGAGGAACUGCAGAAACAAGAGCUGGCCAAAUCCCAGGUUUCGGAUCCCGGAAAGCUUGCUGGAGGUAAAAGUGCAACAUGCAGUCAAUUUCUCUUCUUUUCUGGCAUCUUCCAGCUGUGUGGGAUUACAGCUCCCAUCAUCCUCUGCACAGUGGUGGUUUUUUUACGAGCUGCCCCCGUGUUAAGCUGCGACCCCAGGGAUCCAGUAGAUCUCCCUGUUGGGCGUGCUGGUAAGCAUCUCCACGUCUUCUUUAGGAUACUUGGCUACCAAGUGAAGGAUGGGAAAGUUGAGCCGCAGGAUAACUUUCUAAAACGGAUGUCCGGAAUGAUCCGACUCUACGCGGCCAUCCUGCAGCUUCAGUGGCCUUACCGAGAUAAGCAAGGGACUCACCCACACGGAUUAAACCACGCCUGGCGUUGGGUGGCCCAGAUAUUGAACAUGGAACCUCUGGCAGAUGUGACGGCAACGAUUCUCUUCGAUUUCCUGGAGGUGUGUGGGAAUGCUCUCAUGAAGCAGUACCAGGGGCAAUUUUGGAAGAUGCUUCUCCUGAUCCAGGAAGAGUAUUUCCCCAGGAUCGAAUCAAUUACCAGCCCUGGGGAAAUGGGCUCCCUCAUACGAUUCAAGCAAUUUUUAAAGGAAUGCUUACAACGAAAAAAUAUUCCUCUCCCCAAAGGAUAUUUGCCACCUUCUUUUUGGAAAUCGUGAGGCUCGGAUUCCUUGCACUUUUACAGAAGCUUGAAAGAAUAGCUCGCUUCGGGGUUGUUGUUGUUGUUGUUUUUUUGUUAUGUGAGAAAAAAAAAUCUGUAGGCAGACAUUUUUUUCAAAACAAAACAAAAAACAUUUGGAUUCUCUACAGAAUCCAGAAAUGGCUUGUCAGCUUUUAUCCAGUGGUCAAAAACAACCUUUUUAUCUCAAGAUAUUCAGCCGUGAUUUGCACUCCCAUCGUCGCACACGGGUGCGUCCUUUCUGUUUUUCCUGCUGUGUCAUACCCACUCUCCUAAACACAGAGACAAAUUGGUUUCAGUGCCCUCGAGAGAUGCCUGUGUUUUAUUAACGUCAAAAGUUUUAACGCGCACCAAAAAACAAAAAACCCAUCAGUGUCUGAAACCCUGCAGUUGAAUUAGAAAAGAGAUUCUUAAUUAAAGUGCUGCAGUCCCUUGCAGCAAAAAGCUUUGGUGGAUUGCCUUUAAUUUUAAAAAGCAGGCAGAGUGGAAAUCUUCUGAGCUCAUCCAAGCAAUGCUGAAAGAACAUGAAUUGAUUUGUGGCCUUCAGUCCUUUAAAAAAAAAAAAAAAGAUUUUAGAGAGCUUUGCAUUUAUUUAAGUAAGAUUUCCACCCUACCCCACCUCAAAAUAGAACUAUGAAUGGGAAAAGGAGAAGAUCCCCGCCGGCUGUUUCAUUUUCAUAAAAUCAAGGGAAAUUGCUUAUAAUCAGUCUGGGGAGCCAUGGUUUUCUCUUUCUUGGUUCCAAGCCGAUCCAUGAACUGUGGAAUGUCCCCUGUCGCUAUUUUGCAAGCGAUCGGUGGAAAACGGAAGAGGAAUUUAUAUUUUUAUGCGUUGGUGCUAAGCUAAACAGUAAAGUAUUUCUGAUAAAUUAUAUUUUUCAUAUGACAUGAUCCAGCAUUUUAGCAGAGUGGGAGAUUUGCGCGUCGGCAGAGCGAUUGUGUCAACUCAAUCAAGCAUGAAAUGUUGAGUUUUUGUGUCUUUUUAUUUUGCUACAGUGAUAAUUUUUACAAUGAUAAAGACAAUAAACCUUGGGAAGAACCUGCCUUGAAUGUUCAUGAAAGCUCCAAUGAGCUUUAUUUUAAAGACUUCAUCGAGUAGCUUAUUUUAAUGUAUACGCACGCUUGUUUUCAAAGUAAAGACACGGAAUUUCUAA
Ahaetulla prasina is the source of this 2749-nucleotide messenger RNA. RefSeq names its product GLE1 RNA export mediator (gene GLE1). The record is from RefSeq and is a predicted model, not a curated record. Gene Ontology annotation, cellular component: cytoplasm; nuclear pore cytoplasmic filaments; nuclear pore. NCBI's taxonomy places the organism in Eukaryota, Metazoa, Chordata, Lepidosauria, Squamata, Colubridae. Bases 52 to 1578 code for a protein of 508 amino acids. Gene Ontology annotation, biological process: regulation of translational initiation; poly(A)+ mRNA export from nucleus; regulation of translational termination. The transcript has 11 exons. Gene Ontology annotation, molecular function: phospholipid binding; inositol hexakisphosphate binding; translation initiation factor binding.